AUGACAUCUCCUGCUUGGGCUCCAAGAGUGAAUGAGACCAGCCAGACAUACUUCAUUUUCCUCAGGUUUUCUAACCACUGGGACAUGCAGAUUCUCCUCUUCUCUCUGUUGUUCAUGCUCUACCUGUUAACCUUAGUGGGGAACAGCCUCAUUCUUCUCAUCACAAUGGUGGACCCGGCCCUCCACACCCCCAUGUAUUUCUUUAUCAGGAACUUGUCCUUCCUGGAGAUCUGCUACACUUCGGUCACUGUGCCCAAAAUACUGGCCAACCUCAUCUCGGAGGAUCGAUCCAUCUCCUUUGCCAGCUGUGCAGUGCAGCUGUAUUUCCUUCUCUUCUUCGGUACAGUCGAGUGUUUCCUUCUUGCUUCCAUGUCCUAUGACCGUUACCUGGCAAUCUGCUACGCACUGCACUACACAGCCAAAAUGAGUAAGGGGGUGUACAUUGGGCUGACACAGGUCUGCUGGCUGUGUGGCAUCUUCAUACCACUGGGAAACACAGCUGGGAUAUUCAGCCUGCCGUUCUGUGGGCCUAAUCAGAUUGACUAUUUCUUCUGUGACUUCCCUCCAGUGCUAAAGCUGGUCUGCGUCAACACGUCCCCAAAUGAGGUUGCGAUCCUAGCCAGCAGCUUGCUCAUCACUGUCCUGCCCUUGCUCUUCACAGCAGGGUCCUACACCUACGUACCCAUAUACACCAUCCUCAAGAUCCCAUUGGCAGAGGGCAGACAUAAAGCUUUCUCCACUUGCUCCUCUCAUCUUAUUGUGGUGACUCUCUUCUACUGCUCUGCUAGCUUUGUCUACCUACAGCCCAAGUCCAGCUACUCCCCAGAGCGGGACAAGUUCCUCUCACUGUUUUACACCGUGAUAACACCCAUGCUAAACCCAAUCAUCUACAGCUUGAGGAACAAGGAGGUAAAAGAGGCUCUGAGGAGAACCUUAAAAAGACUUUUGUUUUCCUAA
Mauremys mutica (yellowpond turtle) is the source of this 957-nucleotide messenger RNA. RefSeq names its product olfactory receptor 10A2-like. Gene Ontology annotation, cellular component: membrane. Gene Ontology annotation, biological process: G protein-coupled receptor signaling pathway. The transcript has 2 exons. The coding region runs from base 1 to 957 and encodes 318 amino acids. The record is from RefSeq and is a predicted model, not a curated record. Lineage: Eukaryota; Metazoa; Chordata; Testudines; Geoemydidae. Gene Ontology annotation, molecular function: olfactory receptor activity; G protein-coupled receptor activity.